GGGGGCCUUCCUAUAAGAUAUGCCACCAUCGCCAGACCUAGGCUAUAGCGGUCCCCCCAAAGCCCGCCAACUGCUGCGUCUUCGCUGUUCUUAAUCUUUCCGGAUGGUCCACGACAACAGUGGCAGCGCCUCCAUGCCAUGGCGGGUACCACAGCGUACGACCCAGAGAACAAAGGCCCGGCCCUGCUGGCGGUGAUGUGGACCCUGACGAGCCUUGCGACCGUGCUGGUCUGCGCGCGCCUGGUGAUCCGUACGAAGAUUAUCCGUGCCUUCGGGCUGGACGACUGGCUGAUUGCUUCUUCAAUGAUCUUAGGGCUAUGCAACGUCAGCCUCGCGACCGUCGCCGUGACCCAAGGUCUCGGCAAGCACGCCGCCACGAUCGGCCCCUCCGCCGCCGAACGAGCGAACCUGACCAUCGAUCUCGGCUGGAUCUUCGGGAUCCUCGCCUUCGCGCUGCCCAAACUAGGCGUGGCCGCCCUGCUGCACCGGAUCCUGGUUCCUGGGGUUCGCAUGCGGUGUGCGCUCUGGGGGCUGACGGGGAUGGUGAUGGCCGUCGCGGUGGGGAAUAUUUUGGUACUAUUUACCCAGUGCGAUCCGCCGCGCGCGCUGUGGGCGACGGUCGAGGGGGCGCGCUGUCGCAGUUCGAGGGUCAUCAUCGGGGUUGCCACGUUUAAUGGGGCAUUGUCAGCCUUCACCGACCUCAGCCUGGCGAUCUACCCGAGCGUGAUCCUGUGGCGAUUACAGAUGUCCCUGCAUAAGAAGCUCGCUUUGUGCGCGGCGUUAGGGCUCGGCGCUAUCUCCGCCUGCGCCGCCAUCAUCAAAACCACGCACCUCGACGCCCUCGGCGACGUUGCUGAUUCCACAUACGAAAGCUGCCCCCUCGUCCUCUGGACCAACGCAGAAGCAAACCUCGUCAUCAUCGCCUCCUGCAUCCCCACCCUCCAGCCCCUCCUGGAUUUCAUCCUGGGCAAACGCUCCUCCGCCUGCCGAUCCUACAGCCUCCCGCGCUCGUACCCGACCCCGGUGCCUUCGUAUGGACCCGGAUCCGCGAGAAAGGGGCGUCAUCAGUUGACGGAAGGGAGUGUGACACGAGCAGACAGCCAGGAGGAGAUCUGGUCCGGGGAUGAGGAGGUGGAGACGGUGCGGCCGGGGCGCGGGCGGGGACGGGGCAGGAAGUGGGAGAUUCAUCGGACGGAUCAGAUUGUGGUCGAGUUUGAGAUGGGGGGUGGGCGGGGGCGGUAGGUUGAUUGAUUGAGAAAAAAAAGUGAUGCGCUUGUCUGGGUGGGAGGUUCGAGCAAUCGGAUGGUGUUUCUGGUGGUUCUGGAGAUAGGUCUUC
This is a messenger RNA of Aspergillus brunneoviolaceus CBS 621.78, 1336 nucleotides long. RefSeq lists its product as uncharacterized. The record is from RefSeq and is a predicted model, not a curated record. Lineage: Eukaryota; Fungi; Ascomycota; Eurotiomycetes; Eurotiales; Aspergillaceae. The transcript has 6 exons. Bases 139 to 1242 code for a protein of 367 amino acids.